This is a messenger RNA of Schistocerca cancellata (South American locust), 1974 nucleotides long. RefSeq lists its product as uncharacterized. Gene Ontology annotation, molecular function: DNA binding. The transcript is spliced from 2 exons. Bases 60 to 551 code for a protein of 163 amino acids. NCBI's taxonomy places the organism in Eukaryota, Metazoa, Arthropoda, Insecta, Orthoptera, Acrididae. The record is from RefSeq and is a predicted model, not a curated record.
AUUCACCAUAGAUAUUAGUUGUUCCAGUGAUAUAAGAAUUGUAUUUUUUUUUGAAAAUAAUGUAUUUAAGUGUAAAGUUUACCUUUUUUCUAAAACUCUGGAAACAAACUGUUGCACAGCUACUCUGGGUGAAUUGGAACAUGCCACCGGUAUGCAAAAAGAAGAUUGGGCCAGCUGGCUAUCAAAAAUACAGCGAGACAAGCCUGCAGAAAGCUGUCAGUGAUGUCAAGGCACGUAAAUUAUCACUCAGGAAUGCACCCAAAAAUUAUGGUAUACCACCUAGUACACUUUCAAGGAAAUUAAAUAACAAAAAUCCUUUAAAAAUGGGUGGACAAACUGUUUUUAGUUUAGAAGAAGAGAAGACAUUAGUCAGUGGAUUAUUUAAAUGUGCAGAAUGGGAUCAGCCAUUAACGACAAGUGAGAUAAGGGAUACUGUAAAGAGCUACAUGGGCCGGAGGGGAAGAGUGGAAAAGAGGUUUGAAGACAAUAGGCCUGGAUAUGAGUGGGUGAAAAUUCUGCUUUCAUGUCACCACAGUCUUCUCUCCGUUUGACUGAAAAUGUAAAGUUAGCUAGAGCUCAAGUGAACAGAGAUGUCACAGCUAGCUAUUUCGAAAAUUUGGAGGAGACUGUGAGAGGUGUUCCAGCUAGCCACAUAGUCAACUAUGAUGAGACCAACUUCUCCGAUGAUCCUGGUGCUAUUAGAGUGUUGGUCAAGAGGGGAUGUAAACAUCCUCAUAGAAUCGUAGACUCAUCCAAAACAAGCACAUCUAUAAUUAUAGCUGCUGCAGAAGACGGACAUCUUCUGCCACCUUAUGUAGUUUACAGGGCCACUCAUCUGUAUCCAACCUGAACUGAAGGUGGAGUGAAUGGUACAGCCUACAACAGAAACCGAAGUGGAUGGUUUGACCUCAGUAUAUUUGAAGAUUGGUUUCAGACAAUAGCUUUGCCAUAUCUUAGAAGGCUUGAGGGUGUCAAAGUUCGUAAGGAGACAAUCUCUCAAGCCACAUUUCCUUGUUUGUAGUCUCCCAUUGUGAGAAGGAGAAUAUUAAGUUUGUGUUGCUCCCGCCAAAUGCAACACACAUCUGCCAGCCUCUAGACGUGGCAUUCUUUUGCCCAAUGAAGAUAGCUUGCCGAAAAGCUUUGACUGAUUGGAAGAAUGUCAAUAGGGGUGUUCUUCCAAAAAGCGACUGCCCUAAGACACUGAAGGCGACAUUUCACUAUAUGGGUGAGAAAUGUUAUUGCAGGAUUUCGUGCUUCUGGUAUCAUACCUUUCGAUCCAGGAAAAGUUCUCUCUCUCUUACCUGUUAGUAGUUUGGAAAAUGAAACAGGUGACCUAAUGCAGGUAUGAUCUGAAGCCAUUGUGGAACACUUGAAAGAUGUUCGUUAUGGAUCUGUUAAUUCCCAACCCAAAAUAGCUCGUGGUAGAAAACAGGAAGUUCUCCCUGGGAAACGUGUCAUGUCACAGACAGAAAUUUCAGACGAUAUUGGAGAGGACAGCAAGGAGAAGGAAGCUGAUGAUCCCAAAGUUUUGGAUCAAGAAACUAUAAUAUCUGAGACAACAACUGAAGAGGAGUAUGGACCUGGACCUUCUGAGGCACCUCCAAUGAUACUGGCCAAAAACGAUUUUGUCUUGGUUAAGUUUCCUGUUACAGAGACUAACCAUUCAAAAUUAUAUGUAGGAAGGAUAGAGGCUAUGGAGCUGAAUGACGACAUUCAAGUUAAUUUCAUGAGGAAGAAAAUUAGUGAGAAACAAGAAUACUUUUUUUUCCUUAUGUUGUAGACGUGUGUGGUGUCAAAAGCACAAGUUGUGAUGAAGGUGCAAAGAACUGAUUUCCGACGAGGUAGAAUGAUAUUUAAAACUCUUGAAGGCAUUGACAUCAUGUAAUGUAAAGUGUUGUAUUAAGUACCUAAUGAAUGAUAUGAUUUGUUUUUUGUAACAUCAUUGCAUUAGAAAAGCAUUUGUAAGCUCAGACA